Scleropages formosus (Asian bonytongue) is the source of this 5603-nucleotide messenger RNA. RefSeq names its product la-related protein 1-like. The transcript is spliced from 20 exons. Gene Ontology annotation, cellular component: cytosol; cytoplasmic stress granule. The record is from RefSeq and is a predicted model, not a curated record. Lineage: Eukaryota; Metazoa; Chordata; Actinopteri; Osteoglossiformes; Osteoglossidae. Gene Ontology annotation, molecular function: RNA cap binding. The coding region runs from base 329 to 3553 and encodes 1074 amino acids. Gene Ontology annotation, biological process: mRNA stabilization; positive regulation of translation.
CGACAGCGCCCUCCCAGCUACUCCACGCGCGUGCGUACACGCGCGGCCCUCGAUCGCGUGGUUGUACGUCCAUAUUGCUACUGCAACCGCCGCUGGAGAUUAACGAGACAUUAUUUUUUUUUUUUUCCCACGGGGGGUGUCUCGGCCUCAUCUCUUUCAAAAUACAUGUUUUAAUUGAGUCGGGCCGCCGCGCGUCCUACACGGAGGGGUGUUCGUCGAGGGGUGGAGCGGCGCGGCGCGGCGAGGCGGAGGAGGGGCAGCCGAUCUGCGGAGUUACAACACGUUCCCGAGCCGAGCGCGAGUCGGACCCUAGAGCGAGAGAGGAGACAUGGCCGCGCAGGUGGAGGCUCUCCCGCCCGCCAACCCUCUGCUGAGCCCGGAGGAGCGCGGGCGCGCGGGCUGCGUGGACACGGCGGGGGGGAGUCAUGGCUCCGCCGGGGACGGGGUCGCGGGCAACGCGACCGAAGGGGGCGAGUCCGAGCGGAGCGGGAGCCCGCAAGGAAAAGAGGAGAGCGGCGGCCACGCGAAGGGGAAGGACGGCGGCGGCGGUAGUAGUGGUGGUGGUGGUGCCGGCGGCGGCCGGAGGGAGCUGCCAGAGGCCCCCCCGCCCAAGGUGAACCCCUGGACCAGGAAGAUGAACGCGGCCACCGUGGUCAACGUGAACGGACAGCCGCAUCACGCGGCGGAGCAGACGGCCCCGGCUCGGGUGGUGAGGGCGGCGAACCCGCGGCCGAGGAGAGGAGGAAAGGUGGGAGACUUCGGAGACGCGAACAACUGGCCGACCCCCGGAGAGAUCGCAACGAAGGACAUGCAGAUUCAGUGUGAGACUCGGAGUGUGUCGAGCGGCGCGCUCCUCAGGCAGGUCAGAGACGUAGGCUCCUGUCAGAGAUACCCACACCAGGCACCCAAGAGGACAACAGUCAGAAAGGAGUUGAAGGAGAAGAGAGAGAGUGAGGAGAGCAAAGAGAAUCUGAAGGCGAAGUCUGAUGACUCCGGGGAGGAGAAGAACGGGGAGGAUGAUUCCCAGAAGAAUGGCCAGAAGAAGAAAGGGAACAAGCACAAGUGGGUUCCCUUGAUGAUCGAGGUGAAGUCUGAGGGGCCCAGGGAGCGGUCAGCCUCCAGGAACAACACGCGCCAGAACGAGCUCCCCAGGAUGCCCCCUGGUAGCCGCAAUGACCUGAGAGACUGGCACAGCGGCAAGUACGAGCGGGACUGGCGUGAGGACCAUGAUGAGGUCUCUAGCGUCAAAAGCGAAGGCGCUCCCUUCCGUGGAGGGUUCAGGGGUCGCGGGCGCGGCAGAGGGAGGGGCCGGGGCCGUGGCCGAGGAGCCGGCCGAGGGCAUUUCGACUACCACUACAGCUACAAGGCGUAUGACGGAAAGGAUGGUGCCUACGGGCACAAAUACAACAGCAUGGUGACGUACUACUAUGACAACAUGAGCAGCGCCGAGCUGUUCUCCGUGGACCCGGACCUCCUCAAGGACUACAUCAAGAGGCAGAUCGAGUACUAUUUCAGCGUAGAGAACCUGGAGCGGGACUUCUUCCUGCGCAGGAAGAUGGACCAGGAAGGCUUCCUGCCUGUGGCCCUGAUCGCCAGCUUCCACCGUGUGCAGGCCUUGUCCACGGACAUCAACUUCAUCAUGGAGGCGCUGAAGGACAGCAAAGAGGUGGAGCUGGUGGACCUGAAGAUCCGUCGGAAGGUAGAGCCAGAGAAGUGGCCCCUGCCGGGCCUCACGGUCCCCGACCACUCGCAAACUGACUUCACACAGCUCAUCAACUGCCCCGAGUUUGUGCCUAGGCAGCUGUCUGAGAAGCAAACGGGGGACUCCGUCGUGAACGCAGGCUCUGCCCCCGGAUCCCCCAGAGCCCCCACACCCCCGCAGUCCAAGCCUGAGGAUGUCAGUAACCUGAAGACGAUGCCCAAGGGGCUGUCUGCCAGCCUGCCAGACCUAGACUCGGAGUCAUGGAUCGAGGUGAAGAAGAGGCCUCGGCCGUCGCCAUCUAAGCUGAAGCCAGUCGCUUUGCAGCUGAAGCUAGAAGAGAACCGGUCCCCAGCACCACCUGGCCCUGCCCAGCGGGAGGAGCAGGACGAGCCUGAGGAGCUGGACUUCAUGUUCGACGAGGAGAUGGAGCAGAUGGACGGGCGGCGGAACACCUUCACCGACUGGUCUGACGAGGAUUCGGACUGCGAGAUUGAUGACCGUGACGUCAACAAGAUCCUCAUUGUGACGCAGACACCGCCAUACCUGCGCAAGCACCCUGGUGGCGACCGCACAGGCCAACACGUGUCCCGCUCCAAGCUGACGAGCGAACUGGCCAAGGUCAUCAACGAUGGCCUCUACUACUAUGAGCAGGACCUGUGGCAGGACACCUACGAGCCUGAAUACGCCACCAUCAAGCAAGAGGUGGAGAACUUCAAGAAGGUCCACCUGAUCAGCCGAGAGCAGUUUGACUGCCUGACCCCUGAACCGCCUGUAGACCCCAACCAGGAGGUCCCUCCCGGCCCCCCGCAGCCUCAGCAGAUUCCCACAGAUGCUUUGGCCAACAAGCUCUUUGGCGCUCCGGAGCCAUCAUCCAUGGCUCGCUCGCUCCCCACCACAGUGCCCGAUUCGCCUAGCUACCGCAAUGCCCGGACCCCUCGCACACCCCGAACGCCGCACCUCAAGGACCCCACUCAGACGCCCCGCUUCUACCCGGUGGUGAAGGAGGGCCGGCUCGUCGAUGCUAAGACUCCACGGAAGCGGAAGACCCGACACAGCUCGAACCCCCCAAUGGAGUGCCACGUAGGCUGGGUCAUGGACUCCCGGGAGCACCGAUCACGCACGGCCUCCGUCAGCUCAAACGCCAGCCCGUCAGAAACUACCCCUGCCAUGGGGAACUACGGUUGCACUCCACAGUCCCUGCCCAAGUUUCAGCACCCAUCACACGAGCUGCUCAAGGAGAACGGCUUCACGCAACACGUCUACCACAAGUAUCGGCGGCGCUGCCUCAACGAGCGAAAGCGGCUGGGAAUCGGUCAGUCCCAGGAGAUGAACACGCUCUUCCGUUUCUGGUCCUUUUUCCUGCGGGACCACUUCAACAGAAAGAUGUACGAGGAGUUUCGCCAACUGGCCGUGGAGGACGGCAGGGAGGGUUACAGGUAUGGCCUGGAGUGUCUCUUCAGGUAUUACAGCUAUGGUCUGGAGAGGAAGUUCAGGGCCGACAUAUUCAAGGACUUCCAGGAGGAAACCGUUAAGGACUACGAAGCUGGUCAGCUGUAUGGUCUUGAGAAAUUCUGGGCGUUCCUGAAAUAUUCUAAAACUAAAAACAUGGAGAUCGACCCAAAGCUGCAGGAGUACUUGAGCAAAUUCAAACGCCUUGAGGAUUUCAGAGUCGAUCCCCCAAUGGAGGAUGGAGGCCGGAAGCGGCACGCAUCCAGCGGAGAAGGCAGCCGCCGCCGUCAGCUUUCCCAGCCUUCUUCUCGACCCGCCCCACCCCCCCAGGGGACCUCCAGCGACAAUGCCAAAAACUCGUGCCAGGGAGCCUCAUCGUCAGACACCAAACCCUCAAAGUAGCAAGACUCUUGUUUUUCAUUUAACAUCAUUUCAACCCACCCCCACCCCCCACCUCUUUUUCCCCCCUUGGUCCUGCAGUGCGUGAAGACAGCCUGGCGUAUACCGCACUCUAGCAAAGGGCCUGUGAUUGAGCGUCGGCCUUCUUUUCAGUUUCACUUUAACUUUACGUAGAAAAAGGAGUUUGACGCACUCGUUCCAGGCGAAGAAACAUUUCUUUCCCCCCUUAAGGUGGAUGUGGACUGAACGCCGCACGGCAAGCGCCUCGUGGCUUAAUUUUUCAUCCUUUUCAGCUGCCACUGGAGCGUUCACUGGAAGGUGUGCGAUUACUUAUUCUCGACUUGGGAUUUUCCUUUUUACCUUUUUGGUGGACAGAUGAAUGAGACAUGCUUUGACAGUUAAUGAUCAGUUUGAGGUCUUGUAAGAAUGAAGGGGGUGGGGAAUCAGAAACCAAAAGUGAGCAGGGAUGAUCUGAGUCCUCAGUCCUUUAUGAUGAGCAGAUCUUUAACAGUUGCCUUAUUUUAAUGGGUUUUUUUCUUUUUUUUGGCUUCCCUUCUGCGUGCUGCCCUUAAGGUGGUGGUUUGUACAGCGUUUGAAUGACAGUAUACAACAUCAGUUCAGUGUAAAAACCCAUCCAACCUGCUGCCCAGUAGUUUCAACACUCUUCAGAAUGGUCUUCCAAGCGUCAUUUGGUCUGUUACGAAGGCUGCCCUGCUUUUUGGAUGUCUGCAGUUUGUGGCUUUUCUGUGCUCAAGCUUCAGCGGGGAUUGGUACAUGUGCUUUGCACCUUACAGACUUCACCCCCAUCAUACUGCUGCCCCUUACCUGAGGAGAACGUGUGUUCGCUCGCUAUUGCUAGACUGAGAGGACUGGAAUCGCCAAUUCCGACUACUUGAAGAAAGAAAAAACAAAAAAUACAGUGUACCUUAAUGCUGUGGGUGGUUGCUGGUGCUUUGAAGAAGUUUUAUUUUUUUUGACUUGGGAGAGGAGCAAGCAGACUGACUAAACCCUGCAGCCAAUCAGCACAGCUGCCUUUUUGUUCCCUCCCUCCACUCUGCCAUACAGUCACAUUGCAGAAUGCAUGAGUUAUAAAAACAAGCAAAAACACAGCUGAAGAUGUCGCCUUUCAGAGCAGUCAAGAACAGACCUGACAUUUAAGGCGGAUACCAUCCCGCCCCCAUGAACCCCACCCACCAUUAUUUUGGCCUGCAAGCGGAGACUUUCCGAUAAACAACCGUUUGUCGCGGCACCCGAUUUAAUUUGCACGGCGGAAUUUCACUUUACCACAGUGCAGUCAUGGGAAAUGGCCUAAGGACAGUAUUCCUCCCUAUCUGAGCUGUUGACCUUAUCAGAUGCAUCCUGAGUCAUGAUGAUUAUUGUAAAUGUGAAAUCAGCUGAUGGAGAAGAUAAAUUGCACCUCCCAGCUGAAGUGUUUUAUUGUUAAUAGAACAUAUAUUCCCCUUACAUGUGUACCUACUAUACUUUUUUAAUGGUCUCAUUACUUUUUAAUUUGCUGUCUUCUAGCUUGCCUUGGGAAGUGGGUACAUUAGUGCUGCACAUGAAUUAAUACCUCUGGGAACUUUCUGAAAUGGGAACUUAGAACAAAUAAAGGGAAAGUGACAUUAGGAGAAAAUUCAAAUAACUGGCAUUGCAAGCAAAGAAGUUUUUGGGGCUACUUAAUCAUAGCCAUGUUGAAAGUUUUUUUUCUUUUUAAAGUGGGUUUUGUUUACAGACUGCAUGCUACGGUGAUGCAUCAAAUCAUUCACUUAAGAGCAAACGUUUUUUCUCUCCCCAUCACAACCUUCCCCGGUAGUCCUCAGAGAAUCGUGCAGCUAAACACACUCGCAUCCAGCAGAUUCACGUACCCACGAUACCUCAGCUGUGUGUAAACCAUCAUUUGCAGGAGUUGUAUACCUAGCAGUUCCCUUCUGUUAGAGCUAGUUGUCUUCAUUGCUUUUUUUUUUUUUUCUUUUUUGACAUUGUGGUUGAAAAUCCUGAUUAUGCAAGAAAUUGUUUUGAAAUUUUUUUUUUUUUUUUUUUUUUGCGGUCUUGG